Molecule: messenger RNA, 3187 nt
Organism: Quercus robur (English oak)
Lineage: Eukaryota; Viridiplantae; Streptophyta; Magnoliopsida; Fagales; Fagaceae
Product: putative calcium-transporting ATPase 13, plasma membrane-type
Exons: 1
Coding region: 132-3062 (976 amino acids)
Biological process (GO): calcium ion transmembrane transport
Cellular component (GO): membrane; intracellular membrane-bounded organelle
Molecular function (GO): P-type calcium transporter activity; ATP binding; ATP hydrolysis activity
Source: RefSeq, a predicted model, not a curated record
AGUAACAAACUCCCUCUCUAAUCUCUAUUAGGUUUCAUUGUUAUGUCUACUUUGAGGUUUCGAAAGCCUAGCGAGAUAGGUGAUGAAGGACAAGAAGACUUGUGGUCAGUCUCCAAGACCCAUAAACGGAGAUGGAGGAUGGCUUUCACGGCCAUAUCUUUCACAAGGAUGGCUCUCUCUUGCGCACCCUUUCCUACGUUGCCAUUGACGUGCAGCGUAUCAACGAGGACUCCCCACGUGACAACAAACCCGUUUCUUUGCUUACUGUUGAUCCAAAGAAGCUCCGCGAUACGGUAAGGGACAAAAACUUUGAGUCUUUGAGUGAGUUUGGAGGGGUUAAAGAACUUGCUUUAAUUCUUGAAACUGAUGUAAAAAACGGUAUCAAUGGCUGUGAGGCUGAUCUUAUUCAUAGGCAGAAUGCUUUUGGUGCCAACAAAUACCAAAAACCACCACCAAAAAUGUUUCUAAGAUUUGUGUUUGAUGCAUUUAAAGAUACGACUAUUUUAAUAUUAUUGGCAUGUGCUGUGCUCUCUCUUGGCUUUGGGAUCAAGCAAGAUGGCUGGGAAGAUGGGUGGUAUGAUGGUGGGAGUAUUAUUCUUGCUGUCUUUUUGGUGGUUGCUGUGUCUGCAGUGAGUGACUUUAAACAAUCAAAGCAAUUUCAGAAGCUUUCAACAAAGAGUAGUGAUAUAAGAGUGGAAGUUGUGAGAGAUGGGAGGCGCCAACCUAUAUCGAUAUUUGAUGUUGUUGUGGGUGAUAUUGUGUGCUUAAAGAUUGGUGAUCAAGUUCCCUCUGAUGGGUUAUUCUUGGAAGGGCAUUCUUUGAAGGUGGAUGAGUCUAGCAUGACUGGUGAAAGUGACCACAUUGAGAUCAAUCAAGGGAAUCCCUUUAUGUUAUCAGGCACAAAGGUCACAGAUGGCUAUGGUUUCAUGCUCGUCACUUCUGUGGGCAUGAACACUGCAUGGGGUGAGAUGAUGAGUUCUAUAAAUCGUGACUUGAAUGAGGAGACGCCAUUGCAAGCACGCCUCAACAAGCUAACUUCUUAUAUAGGGAAGAUUGGUCUGUUGGUGGCUGCACUUGUUCUUGUUGUUAUGUUGAUUCGGUACUUCACAGGGAACACUAGAGAUGACAAAGGAAACAAGGAAUUCAUUGGCAGCAAGACAAAGUUUAAUGAUGUGAUGAAUGUAGUAGUGAGUAUUGUCUCUGCUGCCGUUACUAUCAUUGUGGUGGCUAUUCCAGAAGGCUUACCUCUGGCUGUUACUCUAACUCUGGCUUAUUCAAUGAAAUGCAUGAUGGCUGAUAAUGCAAUGGUCAGAAAACUAUCUUCUUGCGAGACAAUGGGCUCGGCUACAAUAAUCUGCACAGAUAAAACAGGCACUCUUACACUAAAUGAAAUGAAAGUUACAGAGUUUUGGCUUGGAAAGGAAGCAGUGAAAGAUGACACUUUUGCGGGUUUGGCAGGUAAUAUUCUCAAACUACUACAACAAGCAGUUAGCUUAAACACAACUGGUACAGUAUACAAACCACAUUCUACAUCAGUUCCUGAAAUUUCUGGUAGUCCAACUGAGAAAGCAAUUCUUUCUUGGGCUGUGUUUAAUUUAAAUACAAGUGUUGUAGCAGUAAAGCAGAAUUAUAACAUAAUCCAGGUAGAGGCCUUCAAUUCAGAGAAAAAGAGAAGUGGGGUUUUGGUGAAGAGGAACAAUGAGAAGACCAUUCAUACUCAUUGGAAGGGAGCUGCUGAAAUGACAUUAGCCAUGUGUUCUACGUAUUAUGAUAGAGAAGGGGUGCUGAAAGUAAUGGAUGAGGAAGAAAAGUUGCAGCUUGAGACUAUUAUUAAGAAUAUGGCACAAAAAAGCCUAAGAUGCAUUGCAUUUGCCUACAAAGAAGCUGAAGAAGAAAGUGGACAAGUACUUGAGAAGCUUGAAGAAAAUGGGCUGACAUUAUUAGGGUUACUUGGCUUGAAGGAUCCAUGUCGGCCAGGAGUCAGUGCAGCUGUGGAGUCUUGCAGGGCUGCUGGAGUGAAUAUCAAAAUGAUCACUGGUGACAAUGUGCAUACAGCAAGGGCUAUUGCCCUUGAAUGCAAGAUUCUCAAUCCUUAUGAGGAUUUGGAUGAUGAAGCUGUAGUUGAAGGGGUGCAAUUUAGAAAUUACUCACCUGAAGAGAGAAUGGAAAAAGUUGACAAAAUCCUUGUAAUGGCCAGGUCAUCUCCUUUUGACAAACUUCUUAUGGUACAAUGCUUGAAGCAUAAAGGUCAUGUGGUUGCAGUCACAGGUGAUGGAACUAAUGAUGCACCUGCACUAAAGGAAGCAGACAUUGGGCUUUCAAUGGGGAUCCAAGGAACUGAAGUGGCAAAAGAGAGCUCAGAUAUAGUCAUCUUGGAUGACAAUUUUACCUCUGUGGUGACAGUAUUGAGGUGGGGAAGGUGUGUAUACACUAAUAUUCAAAAAUUUCUUCAGUUUCAGCUCACAGUGAAUGUUGCUGCCCUUGUUAUCAACUUUGUUGCAGCUGUUUCUUCUGGUAAGGUCCCUUUGACUGCAGUCCAACUAUUAUGGGUGAAUCUGAUAAUGGAUACAUUGGGAGCUUUAGCCUUGGCUACUGAGAAACCCACUAAUGAUCUUAUGGCAAAGCCACCUGUUGGUCGAUCGGAGCCACUUAUAACAAGAAUCAUGUGGAGGAAUCUCAUAGCACAGGCUGUGUAUCAAGUGACCAUCUUAUUGGUUUUACAAUUUAAGGGAAAAUCCAUUUUUGGUGUAAAGGAGAGCAUUAAGAGCACCCUCAUUUUCAAUACUUUUGUCCUCUGCCAAGUAUUCAAUGAAUUUAACGCAAGGAAACUGGAGAAGAAGAAUAUAUUCAAAGGGAUACUUACGAACAAGCUAUUUAUGGCAAUUGUUGGGAUCACCAUAGUUCUUCAGCUGGUGAUGGUGGAGUUUCUGAAGAGGUUUGCCAAUACUGAGAGACUGGAUUGGGGGCAAUGGGGUGUUUGCAUUGGACUUGCAGCUUUGUCAUGGCCAAUUGGUUGGCUUGUAAAGUGCAUCCCAGUUUCAGGCAAGCAGUUGGGAAGCUGAAGAGCUUCUGUAUCCUAAAAGACCAGCCAAUGUCAGCCCUUAACCUAAUGACAAGAAUGUUUUAAUUACUUAGCUUUCGUUUGUUUCUCAAAUCAAGUUUAUGAGAAUAUUCAAUUUGAUUUCUA